This is a messenger RNA of Coniosporium apollinis CBS 100218, 2001 nucleotides long. RefSeq lists its product as uncharacterized. Gene Ontology annotation, biological process: fungal-type cell wall organization; (1->6)-beta-D-glucan biosynthetic process. Gene Ontology annotation, cellular component: plasma membrane; endoplasmic reticulum membrane. Bases 1 to 2001 code for a protein of 666 amino acids. The record is from RefSeq and is a predicted model, not a curated record. Lineage: Eukaryota; Fungi; Ascomycota; Dothideomycetes. Gene Ontology annotation, molecular function: glucosidase activity. The transcript is spliced from 6 exons.
AUGUCCUCGCCGCCGUCUUCGCCGCCGCCUGGGCGGAGCGGUGCAACUCCACACAUCCGACUCAACUCCGGCAGCGAUAACAUCCUGGCGAACGACCCAGCAGAGCGGCCACAGACAUCGCGACAACCAUCGUCCAGAUCGUUAAUACCCCAGAGGCCCGGCACUGCUCCUUCAUUACGGAGAGAGAAAUCACAAAACUCGCUAUACCACCAACCCGGCCAUGUCGCCGAGUCUGCAGAGUUGCUAAUACCGCCGAAGAAAAUCAAGACAAGACGAUUCCGCGAUGAUGAUUCACCCAUGCGGUCGCCGUCUGGCUUCUCUUCACGACGCACAAGUUGGAGCUCGGAAUCUGCUGGAAGUCGAGACAGCCGGAUGGGGCCUUUUGUGUCGCCCUUCGACGACUCGAGAGCACCGUCGAGAGCGGGAAGCGACGAUGAAGGUGUGAAUACGCAGACAGUGUCGGAGAAAUAUAACAUUCUGCCGUCCGCUGGCCUGCUCUUGUUCCCUGAAGAUGUCGAGAAAGACGAUUGGCUGCAUAACCCGGACCCGAAUGAAAAGGAGAAGCGAGAGUGCGACAUCUUUACCAAGCGCGGCUUAGUCAAUAUCGGCGGCCUGGCGUUCAUAACCCUGGGUAUACUGGUCUUAUUUAUCGGAUACCCGAUCUUGACCUUCGUGCAGAAGAUUGUCGACCCGGUCGGCAAGUCUUGCUCAUCCAAUCCGAAUUGCAUAGACGUCGGGCCAAUAUCACAUUUCAAGAACAUCCGAUCAGGUCUUAUUGACCCAGACACACCGGACUCGGUCAAGUCAAGGAAGACAUUCAAGGGCAAGAAGCAAGUCCUUGUGUUUUCGGACGAAUUCAACACGGAUGGGCGCACGUUCUACGAUGGCGAUGAUACUUAUUGGCAGGGUGUAGAUAUCUGGUAUGGUGCGACACAGGAUGUGGAGUGGUACGAUCCGGAUGCUCUGGUAACUCGAGACGGUGUACUCAACAUCAAGUUCGACGCUUUUCAGAAUCACGGUCUCAACUACCGCUCCGGCAUGUUGCAGUCAUGGAACAAGAUGUGCUUCAAGGGCGGACACGUAGAAGCCAGUAUAUCGCUUCCUGGGCGGGGCGACACUACCGGAUUCUGGCCUGGUUUCUGGACAAUGGGUAACCUCGGCAGACCUGGAUAUUUGGCGACUACAGACGGCAUGUGGCCCUACAGCUACCACCACGAAUGCGACGCGGGCAUCACUAAAAACCAAAGCUCGACCGAUGGGUUGAGUUACCUGCCGGGGAUGAGGCUUCCGGCUUGCACCUGCAAAGGCCAAGACCAUCCAAGUGCUGGCAAGUCCCGGAGCGCGCCAGAAAUCGAUGCCCUGGAAGCUACGGUUGAUUUCUUGGAUCCUCCGGAUAAGGCGGCUAUCGGUGUAGUGUCACAGAGUUGUCAGAUUGCGCCGUUCGACAUGUGGUAUCAGCCCGAUUAUGAUUACUUCGAGUUAUACGACAACCGCGUCACCCAUAUCAAUACUUACGCCGGUGGCCCCUUCCAACAAGCCAUUUCCGGUCUCACUCACUUGAACAACGAUUGGUACGAUGGCAACGCUUACCAGACAUACUCAUUCGAAUACGAACCCGGCGCUGAUGGUUAUGUCACCUGGUACGUGGGUGAGGAGGCUACCUUCACCCUGGAUGGCCGAGCACUCCGAGCAAACGGCAAUAUCGGACAGAGGACCAUACCGGAGGAACCUAUGACUGUCAUUGCCAACUUCGGCAUGUCGAACAGUUUCGCGCCGCUCAAUUUAACGGGUCUCGCUACACUCAUGCCGGCGACAAUGCGAAUCGACUACAUUCGCAUUUACCAGGACGAGGACAACGAGAUGGUGACCUGCGAUCCGCCUGGUUUUCCUACCACCGAUUACAUUGCAAAACACCCCGAGCCAUACGCCAACCCCAACAUGACGCUUUGGGAACAAACCGGAUACGAGUGGCCCUCGAACUCCUACGUUGAUGGUUGCUAA